Messenger RNA from Morus notabilis, 2066 nucleotides. RefSeq lists its product as uncharacterized. Bases 95 to 1849 code for a protein of 584 amino acids. Gene Ontology annotation, molecular function: ubiquitin conjugating enzyme activity. The transcript is spliced from 5 exons. NCBI's taxonomy places the organism in Eukaryota, Viridiplantae, Streptophyta, Magnoliopsida, Rosales, Moraceae. The record is from RefSeq and is a predicted model, not a curated record. Gene Ontology annotation, biological process: DNA damage response; protein polyubiquitination. Gene Ontology annotation, cellular component: nucleus.
UCUCUCUCUCCAUUUUCCCAGUUCUAGAAGAUCAAAAACCGCAAAUCAAAAAUCGAAGCAGAGAAGAAGGAAGCAAAAACCUCCAUUGAAAUCAAUGGCACAAGCCGCGAGGCUCAAUCUCCGAAUGCAGAAGGAGCUCAAGCUUCUCCUCGCCGAUCCCCCUCACGGCGCCUCCUUCCCCAGCCUUUCCCCCGACUCCGCCGAGCUCUCCUUGUCCUCCAUCGACGCCCAGAUUAAAGGUCCCGAAGGAACUGUGUACGCCGAAGGGGUUUUCAACGUCAAGAUCCAGAUUCCUGAGAGGUAUCCGUUUCAGCCUCCGAUUGUGACUUUCGCGACGCCGAUUUACCAUCCGAAUAUCGACAAUGGUGGCCGGAUUUGCCUCGACAUUCUCAAUCUUCCCCCGAAGGGGGCAUGGCAACCAUCAUUAAACAUUUCAACUGUGCUUACCAGCAUCGGGUUGUUACUGAGUGAACCCAAUCCGGAUGAUGGCCUAAUGUGUGAAGCCAGUAGGGAAUAUAAGUAUAAUAGACAAGCUUUUGACCAGAAGGCUCGAUCUAUGACUGAGAAAUAUGCCCAUCCUGGAGCGAGUGGGAAUGUUGGCGCAAGUAGGUGUAUUCAGACCGACUCAAAUCCAAGCAUGGUGGAAGUUAAAACAGUUGAAAAUGAGUCAAAACCUGAAGCUAACGAGUACGUCCUAAAUUGUAAGAAGAUAUGCGGGACUGGGAGCAAGUUGACACUGCAGUCUUCAGGCCCGUCUGAGAAAAGGGUUGAAAGUGAGGAAGGGAAUGAAGCUUCUAACAACAACCUUUCAGUCAAAGACUCGAAGAAGCAGAUGAAAGUUGAAGAAACAAAAAAGGAGCUAAAACAUACAAUCCAGGAGUCCAACUGGGUUCAGGAGAAGUUGAAUGGGAACAGGAGAAAGUUAUCAUUGGUGUCUUUUGCUCAAUCCCAGAAGAGAAACGACAAUGAAAAUGAGAAGUUGGUCCCAAAAAAUAUUUCAUCAUGUACGAAACUUUCUGUGGCUUCUUCGGGACACUGUCACAGGGAAGAGGUUAAUCAAUGCCAAGAUAGCAUAUCAAAAGAUGAAAACACAAAUGUUGAAUUAAAGAAGCUGCAUGGGCUUUCCCAGAAACAACUAGGAUCUUCAGAAAUAGUGGAUUUUAGUGGGGGGAAAAUGCAUGUGAUCCCUCAACUAUUGCCCUCAGAUAUCCAUGUUAUCAAAUCAGAUGAGGCUGCUUCAGUAACGCCAACUGUAAACUACUCCAAACCACAACCCCAAAAGGAUUGCGUGGAAAGAAUUGAAGAAGACUCUUCUGCGACGAGUCAUGAAAAGUUCUCUUUGGUUGAGAAGAAACUUUCACUGGGUUCUAAAGGACCAUCAGGGACACAUAACAAAGAGAGUGUAGAGCCACCUGUUUACAAGAGACCAAGGUCUUCCAGUUUUUCUGCGCUGGGAACAGUAUUGCGUGGGAACGACAAGGACAAUGAAAGUGGACUUGGGAACCUUGAGAUGCAUGGGAGAAAUCAGAAGCAGUCACCGAGUCCUCUUACGCAGUUGCAAGAGAGAACCAAAAAUCAGAUUCAGCAACCUGCACACUCUGAGAGCCUAUUUAGUUUGUCCAAGUCCAUCCCUAAGCAACAGGACAGAGGGUUAAGUAAGAAGCAGUGUUUUGAUCAAGUUAAAAAGGACAAGACUUUUGGACUGGCUAAGCAAAAGGAAGCAGAAGAAUUGCUAACAUCUUAUGCUGUAGUCGUCUUGGAUAGUGAAGAUAGUGACGAGGAAAAGAGAGCACCUUCAAGGUCUAAACCGCUGCUAGCACGAAAGCGUCUAGGCAAGUGGAAAGUUUGAGCGUGAAGAUGGUUCUAAUAUUCAAGUGAGAUGUCAUUUUUCCUUCUACAUGUGAAUGUUAUGCACCAGAUUAGGAUGAGAAAAGCUGUAAUAUUUCUUUUUGUCUUCAAAAUAUUGCAUCUGAAAAGGUGGAACUUGCAUUUGGUUCUCACUCAUGUAAUUGUAGCUUGAGAAUCAAAUGCAACCUCUUAUUAUUGGAAUGUAUCUGAGAAUCAAA